AUGGAAAUAUGGCAACUUGUGGCUCGGCAUGGAAUGGCACGGCAUCUAGACAAACUAGUCUCACGCCAUGAAUGUACACAUGCAAAUGGGACGAACGGGGCAGAACCACGGCAUUGGCUCACGGUGGAGGAGAGGACAGCGCCUCAGAGCAUUGGCUCACGGUGGAGGAGAGGACAGCGCCUCAGAGCAUUGGCUCACGGUGGAGGAGAGGACAGCGCCUCAGAGCAUUGGCUCACGGUGGAGGAGAGGACAGCGCCUCAGAGCAUUGGCUCACGGUGGAGGAGAGGACAGCGCCUCAGAGCAUUGGCUCACGGUGGAGGAGAGGACAGCGCCUCAGAGCAUUGGCUCACGGUGGAGGAGAGGACAGCGCCUCAGAGCAUUGGCUCACGGUGGAGGAGAGGACAGCGCCUCAGAGCAUUGGCUCACGGUGGAGGAGAGGACAGCGCCUCAGAGCAUUGGCUCACGGUGGAGGAGAGGACAGCGCCUCAGAGCAUUGGCUCACGGUGGAGGAGAGGACAGCGCCUCAGAGCAUUGGCUCACGGUGGAGGAGAGGACAGCGCCUCAGAGCAUUGGCUCACGGUGGAGGAGAGGACAGCGCCUCAGAGCAUUGGCUCACGGUGGAGGAGAGGACAGCGCCUCAGAGCAUUGGCUCACGGUGGAGGAGAGGACAGCGCCUCAGAGCAUUGGCUCACGGUGGAGGAGAGGACAGCGCCUCAGAGCAUUGGCUCACGGUGGAGGAGAGGACAGCGCCUCAGAGCAUUGGCUCACGGUGGAGGAGAGGACAGCGCCUCAGAGCAUUGGCUCACGGUGGAGGAGAGGACAGCGCCUCAGAGCAUUGGCUCACGGUGGAGGAGAGGACAGCGCCUCAGAGCAUUGGCUCACGGUGGAGGAGAGGACAGCGCCUCAGAGCAUUGGCUCACGGUGGAGGAGAGGACAGCGCCUCAGAGCAUUGGCUCACGGUGGAGGAGAGGACAGCGCCUCAGAGCAUUGGCUCACGGUGGAGGAGAGGACAGCGCCUCAGAGCAUUGGCUCACGGUGGAGGAGAGGACAGCGCCUCAGAGCAUUGGCUCACGGUGGAGGAGAGGACAGCGCCUCAGAGCAUUGGCUCACGGUGGAGGAGAGGACAGCGCCUCAGAGCAUUGGCUCACGGUGGAGGAGAGGACAGCGCCUCAGAGCAUUGGCUCACGGUGGAGGAGAGGACAGCGCCUCAGAGCAUUGGCUCACGGUGGAGGAGAGGACAGCGCCUCAGAGCAUUGGCUCACGGUGGAGGAGCCUCUUGCUAGUGACAGCAGUGCAGAGCAGAGGCCACACGGAGUUGUGCAGCGUGUUGUUCUCACCAUGUUGCACCCUGGCGCUGAGCGGAAUAUGCUGGUGGAAGCACAGCAGCAGGUGGCGGAGGAUGAUGUGCCGGAUGGGGCCGGGUUUUGA
Molecule: messenger RNA, 1428 nt
Organism: Closterium sp. NIES-65
Lineage: Eukaryota; Viridiplantae; Streptophyta; Zygnematophyceae; Desmidiales; Closteriaceae
Source: the annotation of a GenBank genome assembly